This is a messenger RNA of Schistocerca piceifrons (Central American locust), 2332 nucleotides long. RefSeq names its product BTB/POZ domain-containing protein Tiwaz (gene twz). Gene Ontology annotation, molecular function: protein binding. Bases 549 to 1514 code for a protein of 321 amino acids. The record is from RefSeq and is a predicted model, not a curated record. Lineage: Eukaryota; Metazoa; Arthropoda; Insecta; Orthoptera; Acrididae. Gene Ontology annotation, biological process: protein homooligomerization. The transcript is spliced from 8 exons.
AGAGCCGCUCGCAACCGGUAGCGUGUGUACCGUGCCCGCCGUCCACAACUGCCCGGCGUUCCUCGCUGUGUCCAGACGCCACCCGCAAGGUAGCUAGCGGCAGCAGCCACUCCGUUGCCAUAGAGACGCAGACGCCGGCCGUCGGCGCGCCACGACGCCUGUUGUUCGGAGCUACGACGACGCCGAGACGACGGAGACACUCUCGCGCAGCGCUGACCCGUGAAAAACCGCCAAAAUUUUUCCCCACGAUCUGAUACGCAUCCCUUCCGUCGCCGUGGAGAACAGAGGAUCCGUCACCCUGGAGUCCACGUGCCCCAAAAGGUGAGUCGACGACGGAAAAUUCACCAUCGCAGAAACAGGGCUGCGAGGUCUGCCAGUAUCCAGGAUGACGACGCAACGGUGAGUGGCGUUUAGCUAAGUUCUACAAGACCUUCGAAGAUGCAGUCGCUCUACUCGGUGCUUUCGCUGCGUGGAAGAAUGUGAAGUGCGAGAUUCGAGGCGAGGCGGACGGCAAGGAGCCCAAGGACCUGACGGCGAGCACCAGAGCCAUGUUCCCCAGCUCGCAGAUCAAGAUGAGACUGCUGUCGCCGAGCAGUUCGCCCGCGACGUCGCCGACCAUGUCCAACUCGUCGUCGCCGACGCCGCAGCAGCCGCCGCCGCCGCUGCAGCCGUACAACCACAAGAUCACGGGCAUCCCGUGCGUGGCCGCCGCCUCCCGCUACACGGCGCCCGUGCACAUCGACGUGGGCGGCACCAUCUACACCUCCUCCCUCGAGACGCUCACCAAGUUCCCCGAGUCCCGGCUGGCGAAGCUGUUCAACGGCAGCAUCCCGAUCGUCCUGGACUCGCUGAAGCAGCACUACUUCAUCGACCGCGACGGUGGCAUGUUCCGGCACAUCCUCAACUUCAUGCGCAACUCGCGGCUGCUGCUGCCGGACACUUUCAGCGACAUCGACCUGCUGCUCGAGGAGGCCCGCUAUUUCGACAUCGCCCCCAUGGUGAGGCAGCUGGAGCAGCUGCGCAAGGAGCGCCAGAAGAAAGCAGCGGCGGCGGCGGCGGCGGCAGCGGCGGCGGCGAGCCCGCAGGCGCUGGGCGGCGGCAGGGACCGCGGCGGGGGCGGUGGGGGCGGCGUGGGCGGCUGCGCCGACGACCCGGGCUGCUGCCACAACAGUGGCGCGCUGCAGCCGGGCCUGCACUACGAGUGCGUCGCGCUGCACGUCUCCCCGGACCUCGGCGAGCGCAUCGUGCUCUCCGGCGAGCGCGCCGUCCUCGACGAGGUGUUCCCCGAGACGUCGCAGGCGCUGAUGGACGCGCGGUCGGGCGCGGCGUGGAACGCGCACGACGCGCGCCACGUCAUCCGCUUCCCGCUGAACGGCUACUGCAAGCUGAACUCGGUGCAGGCCAUCACGCGGCUGCUGAACCGCGGCUUCAGCGUCGCCGCCAGCACCGGCGGCGGCGUCGAGGGCCAGCAGUUCUCCGAGUACCUCUUCGUCCGGCAGGCGCACCCGCUCUAGGCUCGCGGCCCCUGGUGCGGCCUUCCGCCGUGACCAACUCACAGACUGCUGCAGUGGGGAGCGCACCUCGCCGCCACGCUCUCUCUAUCGUGUUCUCUCCACCACUGGAGAUGCUCGACUCGCGAGCUCCUUUCGGCGACCAGAGCGUUUUAUAUUCCAGUUUUAAUACUCAUUUGACAUUCCUUCACACUGUCUGAAUGGGCACUAGCGUCAGUGCAAAAACUUGACAAAUUCCGUACAAUGUGAAUACGCAAAUAGGUAUAUAGCAAACCGAGAAAAAGCAACUGAACGAUACGAUAUCAUAAGAGGGGCGUUCAAUAAUAAAUGCAACACAUUUUUUCUGGUUUAUUCAGGUCUCCAAUACACCAUACUAUUUCCACUCUUUUGGUUACAAAACCCUAUUUUUCAAAGUUGUCUCCGUUCGAUACGAUGGCCUUACGCCAGCUUACUGGCAGGGCCUGUAUGCCCGCAUUGUACCGCUCUACUGGUUGACAUCGCAGACAACGUCUUGCUGCAUCAGAAACCUUCCCAUCAUUCAAGUACUCCUUCUCACGGAGUGCAUCCUUCAUUGAGCCAGACAGCUGGAAGUGAUAAUGUGCGUGAUCCGAGCAGUAGGGUGCGUGAUGAAGAAUAAUCCAGUGAAGUGUUGUGAGGUCCUCUCGUGUGCGCAGACUUGUGCAAGAUCCUGGUGUUGUCAAGGAAAAGAAUAAACUCCCUUUAAUUUACGUCUAUGGUCACAAAACUUUUUGUCCACAGAAUACCGGUUUCGGUCUAUAAUGGCCAUCUUCAGAUCUGUGUUUUAUAAAAACAGUGUCCUA